Messenger RNA from Trichomonas vaginalis G3, 1056 nucleotides. Its product is annotated as DNA/RNA polymerase superfamily. The annotation marks the transcript as partial. NCBI's taxonomy places the organism in Eukaryota, Parabasalia, Trichomonadida, Trichomonadidae. The transcript has a single exon. Gene Ontology annotation, biological process: DNA replication. The record is from RefSeq and is a predicted model, not a curated record. Gene Ontology annotation, molecular function: nucleotide binding; DNA binding; DNA-directed DNA polymerase activity.
AUGUAUAAUUACAUGAAAUCAAACAAUCUACCAGUUGACCAGAAACAGAGAAAAUUAACUCAGUUAGCAUCAACACACAACCAAUAUCAACCAUUUUCUUCUUAUUAUCUAUGGUAUCUAAUAGAUAGAUUUAAUUUUAUCAUUGAUGACAUUCAAUCAAUUUUAACAUUUACUAAAAACACUUGUUUUAAUGAAUUUGCGAACGAAUUUAUGAACGAAAGACAAAAGGCUGAAUUAGAAGGAAAUAAAGGAAAAAGUUUAUUUUGCAAGAUUUCGCUUAAUGGAUCAUAUGGUUACGAUGCAAUGAAUACACAAAAUUAUGCAAAGACUAAAAUAAUGAAUACACAGAAGGCACGCGUUGCAUGUAUGUCAAAUAAGUUUAAAAACAUAAGAGAAAUAGGAGAGGAUACGUAUCAAGUGAUGCUCAAAGAUAGAUUUUAUAGAUGUGAUACAUGUUUACAAGAGGCAUUUUUUACUUUAGAUAACGCAAAAUACUGGUAUUUGGUUUUCAUUUAUGAUUUUAUGUAUAAAUGCUUGGAUGUUAAUCGUUUUCAUUUCAUUGAAGGUGAUACUGAUUCAUCUUAUUGGGCAAUCGCUGGCGAUCCAAAUCUUCCUAACACUCAAGCAUUUCAGGUGAUUGUUACCGAUAAAAAAUUUUAUGAUAAAAACAUUUUCAAAUUCGCACCAUUUGAUUUCUUCUGUUUUGAUGAGAAAUUUAAACCUAAAUUAAAUAAUAAAGUUGAAGAAAAAGCACAUGAGAAAAAAUUAUUGGGUUUAGCAAUUGAGAAACAAGGUGAUAACAUGGUUGCUUUAUGUCCUAAAUGUUAUACUUCAUUCAACGGAGUGAUAGGUGAAGACUCCUUCAAAAAGAUUGCACAAAAAAUGAAAGGUGUUAGUUUAAGGCAAAAUAAACAAUUAACACCUAAAAAUUAUUUGGAUAUAAUAAAUGAUAAAGUUAUUUUCGAUGGUCAGAAUAUUAAUUUACAACUUAAAAACGGGUCAAUGACUCGCUUAACAAUCGGUAAGACUGCAUUAACAGGAGCACACACUAAGGCU